AUGGCCAUACCAUCACCAACCUUGAGCACCUGGCAGGAUGACCUUUCCCCGUUGGCUCCCAGCUUGAGAUCACCCGUCUACUCCUUGACAUCUCCGGUCCAUAGCAUCCUCUCCCCUCCCCGAGUCCUGGCCACCCCCGACUGGGCUAGACGAACAGUUCCCAACGCAGCACCCUUCCAUCACGCGCUCGGAGCCCACUACGCCAACAGUUUGGAGGGAUGGGCCUACUCGAGGCCUCCACUUGCAUCCCCACCUCGUCCACUUCCCCAUAUCAAGAGUCUCCCUCGCUUCACACCACCCAUGCGCCAUGCUCGUAUCGGUGGGAUCUACUCGGAACAUCCUCGCUUCGACGACCGUGUCCACCACUUUACACGCCAAGUCUACGACGUCAGCGACAACGUCCAGUCCAUUCACAUCCAGUCCCGGAUCGACUACCAGUUUUCCGAAGCCGCCGGGCGCGUCCUCGACGAUGUGUACGAGUACGGCAAGGUGCGCACGGAAGAAAGCAUUCUCGAGGCCGAGCGCGAGUUUACCACGCGGCUCCAGUCGCACUCCAAGCAUGUGGUGGACGGCGGGAUGAACGAGCACGCCCAGAGGCUCAGCCAAAGGCGCGAAGCGAUGUUCAGCAGUGACCUGGCGUUGAUCUCCUCCUCUCUUGACAGGGCCACCAGGGAGGUUCGCGCGUGCGAGCGUCGGAUCCAGAUUGGCCGCGAGACCCUCGAGGUCGAGUACAACCGCAGCCACGACCGCCGGCCGUCCCCACCUCUCUACCAGAUCCUCACCAGCCGCAUCAAUGGGCUGUACGACAUCUUCCGCCGCAUCGAGGAUAUUGGUCCCCGCCACAACGACGACCACGCUGCUCCCCACAUCCCGUCACCGGUAGCCCCUGCUGGCCAAGCGUACCCGACCAGCCACCGUCUUCCCAGACUCAGUGAUCUCACUGGGUCAAGCAAGUGUACACUUCCCAUUCCUCUCCCCUCGUACAGUGUUAUUCCCGCCGCCCGCGCAAACGAUAUCCCUUACACUGCACUCGGGUACUGGCAGCCGGCUCUCACCCCGCCUCUCGGCAAGGUGCUUCCUGCUCCCGAACGAGCAUGGCACCCGGCGCCUGUUGAGCCCGGUGCCGCAAUGCCCCAGUCUCAUGAGGACCAUGAUGCCCGCGGUCGCGCGACGAGGGUCGGUGGUCGCCCCAACCCUGCCACAAUCGCCGUUGCCGUCUCUGCUCGGCUUCAAUUCAACUCUCCAUACCAGCAGCCCAAACCCGAGCGGACUCCUCUCCAGCCAGGCUUCACCAAAGACGUCAUUCUCGAGCGCCGGCCCUACGAGCAGCACCAGCGCGACUUUACGCUUGCGCCGGCGCCAGUCAACCCGCGCUGGCGCAGCACGACCAACACGCCGCAGCGCCGUCCUCGCCGUCUCUCGGAUGGGACGUGUGCAUCUGAGGAGCCUGGCGAGCGGACGGUGCAGUUCAACAGUGGCGCUUUCCCGACCAGGCAGCUGUACUUUCCUAUGCUCGAUGAGGACGAUGAGGCGCCCGUGCAGGGAAACGGCGAGGCCAUGAGGCACAUCAUUGACGCCAGCCGCCGGCGUGACCAGUUGGACGGAUACGUGGGCGCGGUGGGGGUCAACGUCCUCCCAUCGCCCUCUCGAUCACCGUCCGCACCGAGCAGUAUUGGCAGCCGUCGCCAGUCUGUGUCGCUGCAGCGUCACGACGGCCGCCUGGGACCAUACUCUCAUCCUCCUCUGGCGAUGACGUCCUUGAACUCGGACGACGAGCAGUCACCCAAGCUCAAGCGUGCGCGGGACGAAUCCGUCGAGAUCGAUGGACUGGUCCCUGCUCUCCCGCCCAAGAAGGUGGCCAAGGCCACCAGGGCUUGGCAGAGGCACCCAAGGAGGUCCAGCUCGCCGUUAGCGCUUGUCAAGGUCGAGACACCCGACACGCCGUAG
Molecule: messenger RNA, 1947 nt
Organism: Apiotrichum porosum
Lineage: Eukaryota; Fungi; Basidiomycota; Tremellomycetes; Trichosporonales; Trichosporonaceae
Exons: 3
Coding region: 1-1947 (648 amino acids)
Source: RefSeq, a predicted model, not a curated record